Molecule: messenger RNA, 3908 nt
Organism: Xyrauchen texanus (razorback sucker)
Lineage: Eukaryota; Metazoa; Chordata; Actinopteri; Cypriniformes; Catostomidae
Gene: ntm
Product: neurotrimin
Exons: 8
Coding region: 427-1506 (359 amino acids)
Cellular component (GO): neuron projection
Source: RefSeq, a predicted model, not a curated record
GCCACAUACAUUCUCCAUAUCUGUUCACGCACAGCUGGAGUGGCAUUUUGGGCACGUUCAUUGGCUUUCGGCUCUGCAGCUUUCACUUUUUUAAAGUUUGAGACCGCAGUUUCAGUGGGGGGAAGAUGGAUUUUUAAUGCGAAUUUGAAUGCAUUUGGAUCUAAGAAACCAGUACAGCUGAAUUUCAUUUCAUUCAUGUAUUUUAAUUUUUGUUCCCUUUCAAUGCCGCAUAUGACAGCGCGCCGCAGUCAUAGAUAAGCGGUCUGUACUUUUAAAUACGCGUGGGGAUUUUGCUGUUUACAGAACCUGCAGUGGAAAUCUGGAUUAACGGAUGAACUGCAAUGGCUAACUAACGCGUUCCUCUGUGGGACUAUACUGCCUGAUCGACGGAUUUACAGUGUCUGGUCCAUCAGAAAAACUCCCGAGAUGAAGAUGGUUGUGUGUGGAUGCUGCGCAGCGUCCUGGAGGAGAUGUGUGGUGAUGUGUCUCAGACUGCUGUUUCUUUUCCCCGCAGGUCUGCCCGUCCGCAGUCAAGGAGAAUCACAGUCCGAUAACAAACAGAUGGACAACAUCACCGUCAGACAAGGAGAGACGGUCUUCCUCAGUUGCUCACAAGGGGACUUUGUGACACACACAGCAUGGCUGAACAGAUCGAGUAUACUGUAUGCCGGAGAGGAUAAGUGGUCCGUAGACCCCAGGGUGAGUUUGGUUACUUUCAACCAGGACGAGUUCACCAUCAGGAUCGAGGAUGUAGACUUGGCAGAUGAAGGCCAGUACAUCUGUGCAGUGCAGACAAGCAGCAGACCUCGAACCACAUCGGUGCACCUAAUCGUUCAAGUUCCUCCAAAGAUUGUGAACUUGUCAAAGGAUCUGGUGGUGAACGAAGGCUCCAACGUCACUUUGAUGUGUCUGGCCAAUGGCAAACCAGAACCUGCCAUCAUUUGGAGAAUGAUAUCACCUUUAGAUGAUGGCCUCAGCUCAGACAUUGAAGUUUUGGAGAUCCCCUUCAUUACCAGACAGAGUGCAGGAAUCUAUGAGUGCACUGCAGCUAAUGACAUUGCUGUGGACACACAGACAGUUGAACUCACUGUAAACUAUCCCCCUAGUGUUUCAGAGGGCAGGGAUGUUGGCGUGACCCUGGGUCAGAGAAGCGUUCUACAGUGUGAGGCAGAUGCUGUACCCGAGGCAGAUUUUGAGUGGUACAGAGAUGAAAUGAGGAUCUUAAAUGACUUUGAUGGUAUUGAGAUUGAGAAUGCCGGAGUACUUUCAAAGCUGACUUUCUUCAACGUGUCCGAGGCUGACUAUGGCAAUUACACUUGUGUUGCUAUCAACAAACUCGGGAGUGCCAACACAAACAUUGUCCUAUACGAAAUAAUUGAACCCACUAGUUCGACGCUAUUGCAAGGACCUGGAGCAGUUCAGGACGGCAACAGUGGCACUUCAAUGAUGUUCACACCCACCUGUCUACUGCUCAUCAUUAUUCUACAACUAUUGCUCAAGUUUUGAUGGUGAAGAAGUUUUCAGUGGAUACCAAUCACUAUGUGUGACAUCACAUAUCAUCACACCAGGAGUUACAAAUCGUACAUUGGUUACCAAAAAUGCCCAAAAUGUGCAUGAGUACCCAAGUACUUCCUUUUUGAAAAAUCACGAUUAUUUGUUUUCUUUAUAAUAAAGUUUAAUAAUGUAACUUACAUUGCUACUUAUCACACUGUUUUUUCUGACCGAAUACAGUUUUGUAUUCACUAAAAGCAAAUUAUGAAGAGGCAAGUCUAAUUUUAAAUAUUUAAUUUAAUUUAUUGACUGUAAUUUUAAUUAACUAUUUAACCUUAUACAAAUUUGUAGAAUACAGUGUGAUAGGGAAUAAUCAUUUAAAUUCAAAGGCAUGCGAUAACUAUGGCAUAUGUCUUUGUUUUUGGAUUGCCAUUAUAUUUUUACAGUAUCAUGACUGUACAGCAACAAAAAAAAGACACAACACAAUUUAAAUGCUCUGUAAUAUUUAAAUAAUGUCUAUUAUGAGUACUUUGUUCUAAGCUCUAAGCUUUUUGUAUUUAAAGGUAUAGCUCUCCCAAAAAUGCUAAAAUUAUUUGCAUUUCUGGGUGAAAUAUCCCUUUAACACACCAUAAACUGAAAACAGUGUUCUGUGGCUCAUGUCAGUAUGUUUUAUUCAAAAUUACAUUUAAUGACCAGACUGGCACAGUAGGAAUAUGCAAAACCACAUAGAAACUUAUUAUUAAAGUAUUUCUUUAAACCUCAAUGAAAGAAAUCUGAUUUUAGAGUCAUUUUUAAACUAAAUGACAUGACAAUUAAGGAAGCUGAUAAAUGUGACAUUUGAAGAUUAAAAAUUCCAAAAGUGCAACAAAACGUUAUUGGAUCCAUUGAGAGAGCCCAAAGAUCUAUCUGCUAAUACCUGUUGAUCACGUAUUCCAGACUAUCUUAACAAAAGUUGGAUUUUUAUUACCAUGGUGGUUUUUCAAAAGAUCAGUUGAUUUUUAUGUAGAUUUUGUGCAUAGAAAUAAAUAAUUAAAGUUAUAAAAAGCCAAAUUUUCUGGCACAUAAAUGUUGUAAUGUUAUUUCAACUCAUCUCGUAGUUCCUGCUAACAUGUAUGUAUAUGCAUAACUUGUACAAAGAGAAAAUAUGCACACUUGUUUUUACUAAAAUUGUGAAUCUGUUUAAUACAAUGCAACAACUUUUUUCUAUUUUUGUUAUUCCCCUCAGUGUAAUUUAUUUCUUGCAAAGGUUAAUUAGGGUUUCUGCGUUAGGUAGACACCAACUAAAACAUUAUUAUUGCAGUGCUUAAUGUGAAAUCUUAAAGUUUUCUUAUAAUGUGAAAUCUUCUAAAUAUUGUGCUUUGGAACUAGAUGAGGCAUAUUUACCAUCAUCAUGAGCAUAUGUCCUUUUAUGUUCCAUAAUCUGACAAAGUGAGAUUUGAUUUGAAUAGUUUCUGAAAUGUACUAUCACCAUAUAAAUAUAUGGGUUGUGACUUCAAAACCAUACUAAUAUUUUUGUCCGUUUUGUUGUCAUAUUUGAUAGGAUUUGUUUUCCCAAAAUUCCUUUAAAGUCAGUAAAUCAUACACUAAAUGAGUCUCCAUGAUGCUGAUGUAGAACUUGAGUUUAGUGGUUUUUAGCACAAGUUGUGUAAAUGAAAGGGAAUGUGAUGUCUGUGUAUGGGUUUUGGGUGAAAGUUUUGUAUUUUUGCCCCAAAAGUGUAUUGUUCCAUAUUGCAGAUUAAUUUUUCUAUUUUUUUCUUUCUUUCUUUUUUAAGAUAUAGGGACCACAACCAGUCUAAACCAGUUCACAUGUUGCACGUGCAUGAAGAGAGACCGAUAAUGUGAAACUAAAAGAGGAAUCCACACAUUUACUGCAGUGUUUUAAUUUAAAAUAAAACCAAAAUAUAAACUGUGUGUGUGGAAAUUUGUAAAACAGCUAAGUGAGAGUAAAAGGGCAACCUAUAAAUGCACCAUAUUAUCAGGAACAAGGCUUUUGGGUGCAUGGCCAAUUCAUUAUCCAAUUAAUGUUGAACAAAUGUAACCUUUGAAAAUUAAUUCGACCUCACCGCCGGACCUUUAAACAAAUCAGACUGUAGAAGUUCAAUUUGUUCCGCUACUCUCUGGUGAUUCCCUGAAGAGAAACACAUUUUAAAAGUAUUUAAAGUCCUUGUACUGUAAAGAAAUUGUUGCGUCAUAUGUUUUUCCUUCAAUUGAGAUGGUGUGUUCAUAUUUAAGACUUACAAUAAUAAAAUGUUGUAUCUAAAUAGAAUUGGUUUCCAGUCGAAUUGUAAUUCUUAAAGGAUUCUGGUUUUGUUCAAAUAUAUUUUAUGAAUUCAUAAUUUGCUGUCAUAUUUCCGGUCUAUCUGAGUGGCCAUAUGUUUUUUUUUUUUAUGGCUGUUUUGUCAUUCGAUCGCAUGAUA